Messenger RNA from Ciona intestinalis (vase tunicate), 2435 nucleotides. The record is from RefSeq and is a predicted model, not a curated record. Lineage: Eukaryota; Metazoa; Chordata; Ascidiacea; Phlebobranchia; Cionidae.
GUUUUGCGUCCAAUUUUUUUUCUCAUGGUUCUCGUUUUGCGUCUAACUAUGCAGCUUAAUAGACCUCGAGUUAAAAAAUUAGACGAAAGGCUACUCUGUUCAUUUUGGUAUGAAGCAAACGAUGGUACAACAUGAGCCACGUCAAAAAUGGGCGAAACCGUUUGACUUUUUAUUUUCAACAGUCGGAUAUGUUGUAGGGUUGGGAAAUUUGUGGAGAUUUCCGUACCUAUGCUUUGAAAACGGCGGUGGUGCGUUUCUUAUUCCUUACACUCUGUCGGUUAUUUUUAUUGCCAUCCCAGUUAUUAUCCUUGAAACUUCCUUUGGUCAAUACUGUCAACAAGGUGUUAGCAAAUCGUGGAAUCGAGUUCCGCUUUUUAAAGGGGUGGGACUGGCAGGAAUGAUCACCAUAUUUCACUCAAGUGUCUACUAUGUCAUAAUUUUGGCUUGGGCAGCUAAAUACUUGGUGGCAAGCUUUCAGUUUCCACUGCCUUGGACAAGCUGUGGAAACAGUUGGAACACAGAGAGCUGUGUUGAAGUUGGUCGACGUGAUGUGUUAAAUGUAACAGGUAAUAUUGCUUAUAACGAUCCCGGCCGAAAUACUUCUUUGGAAACUACAGCAGCUGAGGAGUUUUGGAGCAAACAAGUUUUGCAAAGUUCCGAUGGAAUUGAAAAUAUCGGUUCAAUUCUGCCAGAUCUUGUUUUGUACUUCUUAUUGUUGUGGGUUGGACUUUACAUAUGCACCUUUAAAGGAAUCAAAUGGUCAAGCAAGAUCGUGUACGUGACUGCGACGUUGCCUAUUGUUCUAAUUAUCAUCAUAUUGGUCCAUACUUCCCAAUUAGAUGGAGCCAGCAACGGGAUCUACCUUUACCUCACACCUAACAUGACGAAACUUGCCAACCCCUCUGUAUGGAUCAGUGCUGCGACCCAAGCCACAUUUUCGUUUGGCAGUGGUCGUGGCAGUAUGCUGGUUAUGAGCAGUUUCAACCAGUAUAACCACAACUUCUUGAGGGAUGCAGUUACCAUUGGUAUUUGUGACACAGUAGCCAGCUUCCUUAGUGGAUUCGCUGUAUUCGCUUCACUUGGAUUCAUGGCAAAGCAAUUGAAUACAACAGUUCUUGAUGUGGCCAAGUCAGGACCUGGGCUUGUAUUUAUUGCACACCCACAAAGCAUUUCCCUUUUACCUCAUCCUCAAAUCUGGAGCUGCUUGUUCUUCAUCACAUUAAUACUUCUCGGAUUUGAUUCAGAGUUCGUGUUCCUGGAGGUUUUUGUCACCUUUAUUGUCGACUGUUCAUCGCGUAUUCGUUCCUACAGAUGGCACCGAGAAGUUACAACCGCUAUUGUCUGCACUGUAAUGUGCCUUAUUGGUCUUUCGAUGGUAACAGAGGGUGGAAUUUACGUUUUUGAAAUCUAUAACAACUAUGCUGUGGCUGGGUGGUGUCUGUUUCUUCUUGCUACAACAGAACUUAUUGCUAUUGCUUGGGUUUAUGGAAUUGACGUCCAUUUCCGUGGAAUGACUGACAUGCUCGGUCCUUUUAGAGGCAAACUGUAUCUGAAGUUGUGUUGGAAAUACAUUACGCCUUCGAUAUGUUUGCUACGUCGAGUGUUACCAAAUCAGAUGUCUCUAACCACAACAGAAAACAAUCCAGAGGAAGUUAUACUCAAGUUAUGCGAAAAAAACGAAGAGCCGUGAUAUCUCUUUUGAACAUCGUACCCGAUAUGGCAUACACUAUACAUCAUAUAUACAGAUAUGUACAAUGCAAACCAACACGAGUCCUGGUAGUUUAUAAACUUACUGUAAACCAGUUUCGGUUCAUUUUCACAGCAUACAUGUUCAUACAUGUUUUAAAAGAGAGUUAAUUCCGUUAGAGUAACUAUAACAGACAUAUAAUGUCGAUUUUUUUUAUUAUAUCAGUGCUAUUCAACCGGUGUGCACGGUGCACCCUAGGGUGCACCAAAAUAUGCCAGGGGUGCACCAGUACAGAAGGGUAUACAAGGGUGCAUCACAAACUUUAACAAUUUUCAGCAAUAAUACUCAGUUUUGAACAUUUUUAACCAAUUUAGCCACUUUCCUACAUUUUUUUUAUGAAUUCUAUAUCUUGCAUCACUGGGAAUUGCGAAACAUCAUUAGUUUUACGUUAAAGCAAUCAGGGGUGCAUGAGUUUGUCGCAACAACUUCAGGGGUUCAUCAACCCAAAAAAGGUUGAGGAGCACUGUAUUAUAUUACCUACAUGCAUUUGUAUGUAUAUUAUUUGCGUUAGUGCCUUCGAGCAAGCCGUUUGAGCGAAUGCUUCGUAGCCGAAGAUACCGUGUUCGAGCUCGAUGCUGCUAUGCCAUUACCUCUAAAAUUCUAUUGCCACAAAAUGAUAAUGUUGCAACUAACGACUCGACACUGGGUAGUUUUAAUCGUCGGUUCUACAAUAAAUACUGAAAGCUUG